AUGGGUAAAGAUGAUAAAGAGUUAGAGGAGAUUUGGAAAUUGUUUCAAGAUUCAAAUGAAGAUGUACAGAAGAGAAGAAAAGAAAUAACAAAAGCUAUUCAAAAAGAUACAAAUUUGAAUGAGUAUCCUGGACUGGUGUCAUUGAUGACAGCAUUAGACGAGUUAAUCGCCUGCUUUGCUUUGGGAGGUCAAGUGAAAAACUAUUAUAGAUAUGGUACCUAUGAUUCAUGUACGAGACAGAGAGAAAAAUUUUGGUUUGCUAUAAAACAUGGGUCAUUUAGAGAACAGGAAGAAAGACCACUCGAAGAAUUAAGUGAAAGGGAGUUGACCAACCGUAUCAAAGUACAAGAAUUUUAUAAAAAGAGAUUUCUUGAAGAUAAGGCCAAGGGAAGCUCAGAGGAUAUUUGGGACAAACGUGAGGAAUUAUUAAGUAACCCGUUUAAGAAAUAA
Messenger RNA from Candida dubliniensis CD36, 450 nucleotides. RefSeq lists its product as uncharacterized. The record is from RefSeq and is a predicted model, not a curated record. The transcript has a single exon. Lineage: Eukaryota; Fungi; Ascomycota; Pichiomycetes; Serinales; Debaryomycetaceae. Bases 1 to 450 code for a protein of 149 amino acids.